ACUUCCAUUAGGCGAAAGACCAAAGCUUGAUGAAUUUGGUCACCUUUUCUCACGAACUUCUCAAAUUCCACCCACCAAGCAACUUCCUAGUUAAUUUUCCUCUUUGUUCACUUAUAUAUAUUUACCUAAUACCUUCCUCAAUUCUCAUCAACACAUAACGAAUAACUCUUUGUUUUCCUUUGCCUUUUCUGCAUGCAAAAAUAUCACCCGCCUUUUCACAUAACAUCAGCAAGUUCCAAUAUUUAACAUGGCAGCACCUGGUUAUUUGAAUCGUUUUCCAUUCAAGAAGUUCCCUGUAACUACAAUUCCAGUGCCCCUGCUAAUUCAUGGCACGGUGGCCCUUUUCUUUUUGUAUAUAAUCUUUGACUGCGCACGUAGACUUUUUAAUUUUUUGUCCUUUGUUAAUUAUCAAGGUGAAAAGGUGAAGACCUCCCAAAAAUUGACAUCUUUUAGCGAAAAAUUAGUUGAUGGAAGCUUAAGCAGGGAAGAAGUGGAGACGAUUAUGGCUAAUUUGGGUAUUUUUGCUAAUCCUGAAAGUGCAAAGAUUCAGGAAAGGUUGGAUUCUAACGACAUUUUUGACCUUUUUGGAGAUGAAUUAGAAGCUAAAGAGCAAGAUGUAAAAGAAGCUUUUGAUGUAUUCGAUGAGAACAAAGAUGGAUUUAUUGAUGAAAGGGAUUUGCAAAGAGUUCUUUCUGCUAUGGGAUUAAAAGAAGUUGCAGAAUUGGAUAAUUGCAAGAAGAUGAUCAUGGCCUUCGAUGAAAAUGGAGAUGGCAGAAUUGAUUUUCAGGAAUUUGUCAAAUUGUUCUAAGAUUUUUGGUUAACAAUCAUUGUAAAAAGGAAAGGGAAAAUUUGGAUGAACACAAACAUAUUGUAAUAUUCUUUAAUUUGAUCGGUUCACUCUUGCUUAUGAUCAUCAUCAAUUUUGCUCAAA
Messenger RNA from Capsicum annuum, 931 nucleotides. RefSeq names its product probable calcium-binding protein CML45. The record is from RefSeq and is a predicted model, not a curated record. The coding region runs from base 248 to 808 and encodes 186 amino acids. The transcript has a single exon. Gene Ontology annotation, molecular function: calcium ion binding. Lineage: Eukaryota; Viridiplantae; Streptophyta; Magnoliopsida; Solanales; Solanaceae.